CCAAGAUGUAAAUAAACUAUUUAAAAUAAUAGAUAGAAUGAAUAUUAUUUUAUUAUCAAGAAUUUGAAAUACUUUCAAUUUCAUGAUGUUGAUUAUUCUUUGAGAUGAAGUUGAAGACACUUUGUCCAUGUAGUCAUAAGAUAACUAGGUCGUCCCAUCUCUUUGAAAAUUUUAUACGAAACAGAAAAAGCUCAAUACAAAUCCUGAAAGCAAUAAAAAUAAAAAUUGAAUACCAUUUGUAGAUUUUAAUGAAUAAUUGUUACCAAUUUUAUAUAAAAAUAUAAUAAAAACUUGUAAGUGUAAUGAGUGAGCAAAUUUAAUCCCAAAAAUAAACAAUCUAAAAAGCUUGUGGACUGUGAGGAUGGGUAGGUAACAAGUUAUCUCUCUAUACUCCCUCCUCCUAUUUCCUAUGAAGAAGAUCAAUAUUCCCUACCCAAGGGAGACAGAAUAUCUCUUCUGACGCUUGCAAAAGGGUAGGGGUGCGAAUGAAAUUACUCUAUAGACAAAGCCUGUUGCUGCCGCUGCACUUUGCAACUAGUUUUAGUGGGCGGUCAAGUGAUGUGUGGUGAUUUGCACUCAAAAGAUUAUGGAUAAACUUGCUAAUGCGACCCAUGAUAAAAAUGCAACAACUAAUCCUGGACAAAAUUGCGUGGGCAAUUCAUCAAUUUUAUUUGAUAAAAUUCUCAUAACUACUCCACCUUUAGAUCAAGUUGAUCAAGAAUUAAAAUGGAUCUUUUCUUUACAUUCAUAUGGUUUUGGAUGUCUUUUUUUUGUACUGAGUUUCUACACAUUGUUUUCUAUUUUAAACCUCAGAUCUCUCCUGUCCAGUCGGCCUUUCAUGUCAUCAAUCAACAUAUUUCUCUGUCUCUUGGGAGCGUCGAGAAGUGGCUGUCUUUUUAUAGAUCCUUACAAUCUCCAAGAAACAAUGCCAAAAGUAAUUGGUUCAAUAAUGUGGGACAUUGGAUUUCCUUGCGUGACCUCGGCCUUUUGCCUCAUACAACUUGCUUUCCUCCAACUCACGCAGCUUAAGUUUGGUCCGGCAAAGAUACAAAAAGAAUCAUGCCUAAGUCUUAUCAUAACUUCACACUUUUCGUGUGUAAUAGCAAGUGAUGUAGCAUUAGCAUUCCAUAAUCACUUUAUUACCAAGUAUGUGGUGCAAAGUGCUUAUCUCACUUGGAGUAUACUCCUGUACUUGACCUUCCUUCAUGCUGGCUAUAAAGUCAUGAAUCUUUUAAAGAAUUUACCAAAUCACAUUCUCACUCGAGAUAACUCUUUGGGAAGUCAGAAAGGAAUCAUGCAAUUAGCAAUGCUGGCUCCCUACAACAAUCUGGCAUCUUCCGUAGCUGCAGCAUUGGUUCCAACAUUAUUAAGCCAAAAAUCCAAGCCUGAUGAACGCGAUGCAGUCAAUCAUAACAAGAAUGAAGUAAAUAAUAAAAUGAAUUCAGAAGAAAAAGAUAAAUUUGACACAACAGCGAUGUCAAUAAAUAAAAAUAUCCAAGAACAAAAUCAAUCUACCUCUACAGUACCAGAAGUUUAUGUGAGACCACCAACGCCAACUCCUCCAAUAGCAAAUCUUCCUAUAAUAACAAUUUCCAGUGCAAGUCGGAGAAGUUCUGUAGCAAGCAGUCGAAGAGGAAGUGAUGUAUCUAGGGAAUCCAGAAGAAACUCAGAAUGUAGUAUUAAAUCUAUUGGCAGGGAUGAUACAUCGUCGAUAGCAGAAAAUAGACACUCGCCAAUUUAUGAUCGACCAAGAACGCCAGAAGGAGCUAUGAGAAGACAUUCUGAUAUGCCCACACCUACUGGAAGUACUAAAGAUAUCAGAAGAUGCUCAGAUUUCACUCAUGAAAAAAAUAGAAGCUCACAGUUUGCUACUAAGCUAAGGAGAAAUUCUGAUUUUGGUAAUCGAACACCCAAGAGAAUGAUGCAAUUAGAUGAUCAUCCAAGAUUACCUAGGGUAUUGGAUAUUAGUCCGGCUGGCUCUCGACGUAAUUCUGAUAUUGGUGGAUUAGCAAGUGUAAAAAUACCAGAAUCUCGGAGAAAUAGUGAUAUUUCUUACAGACGUAAUUCAGAGCUAUCUGAAAUAAAACCAUUCGUAAUGAAUCGCCGAACUAGUGACGUCAGUAUUAGAACAUUGGAUAAAAGUCCUACUCACUUCCAGAGCUCAAUACCAAAGAUGGAGAUUCUCGAAAAGUCUGAAUCAGAUUCAGAACAACCAGAUUGUAAUGAAAAGGCUGCAUUAAUGACAAAUGAUAAACCAAAAAAUCCAGAAAGUGAACCAAAAAAUCGUAAAAAAAGUCUUUCAUGGAAAAAUAUUGAUUCUUGUAGAAAUGAUGAUAUUACUGCUGAAAGCAGUCUGUUGCCAGAAAAUAUAGAUAAUAAAGUAGGGGGAAGUGACUUUACUCUUCAUGCAAUUCUCAAUCACAUUGCCCAUGUAAAUCGGUCGAAAUCAAGCAUUCCACUUCACGUUCCAGAAUCGAGUACUGCUGCAGCUCGUAAAUCACAGAUUAAGAGAAUUCUUCAUGUUAUUUAUGCAACAGCAAUCUUAGGGAUAAUUUUAUGCAUCGCAGACAUCAUACGAAUAUUUGGACCAUAUGGAUUACUAGCUGAUACCAUAAGACCAGGUGAACAAUUUAAAACAGUGAAAUAUCCAAAGCCUGUACCUUGGAUUAUUUAUCAAACCAUCUGUCGUGGAUUAGAAUUAAUAAUGGGUUGUGCUAUGGCAAGUAUUACCAAACAAUCAUCUGUAAGUCCAAGACAUCAAUAUUUUCCUAAUUAUAACAGUAGUUAUCGACUGAAGAAUCGCGAUGAUCCGUACAUAUGAAAUCCGUUGAAAUUAGGAGCAUGAAACAUUUCAGAAAGCAAUGACUGUAUUUAGAUUUUUUAUUUGUUUAUUUAUUAUAAAUCGAUCAAAAACAUCAGUACUUUUUUUAUUAUUCAAUGUUAAAAUUUUAUUCACGAGUUAAAGUAUAGUGGGUGUAUAUUACACCAAUAAAUGGAUUUUUUUUUAUUAAAGUUUGAUUAAAUAGCAGCAAUGAAGGUAAAUAUGUUGAAAAAUUUUCCAAUUGAUUCUAGUAAGACUAGAAUAAUAAAUUUAAUUAUAUAUACAUACCUUUCAUAAAAAUCAAACUUGGGAACAUGAAAUUGCUGUGAACAAAAGACUUAAAGACUAAUGAAAAACUGAAAAAAAAAUUAUAAUUAAAAAAAAAAAAAAACAGAAAGAGAAAAAUAAUGAAGAAAGCGAUAUAAAUGAUUAAAUUAUCGAUUGAUUAUUUAUUUAACAGCAAUAGUUUAAAGUUGGAUUCUAAAUAAAAGUAAAUUGUGUUCAACAUUAAACAAAAUAUGUGGAAAUGCAACAAUAUACAAGUGUUAAUUAAUAGCAAUUAAUUUAAAAAAAAAAAAAAAUUAUCAAUGUGUUGAUAAUUAAUAAUUCUAUCGUCCAAUAAAAAAAGUCAUUCAUUUAGAUAAUCAUCAGAUUAAAAAUUGAUAAACUAUUUAUUUUUUAUCAAAUAAAAUUAGUUGAAUAUAUAUCAGUGAAAAUAUGAUAAAAUUCCGCAUAUAUUGAGCAUUUAAUGGUUAAUCUCGUCAUUAAAUUUAUUUUUUUACUAUGACUAAAAUGGCUCAAGUCUACGUUAUCAAUCAAUUUAUUUAUUUUCUAUGAAAAAGAUCAUGAUGAGCAUCAUGGGAGGGCUUUAAUAUUUAAUUCUAUUGUAAAUAAAAACUUAUAAUCAAAACCAACAUAUAUAUUAUACAUAAAGAUUGAAGUUUGCAAAAAAAAUAAAAAAGUGGAAGUUUAUUCAGUUAUUAUAUUAUUUAUCUAAGUUGAUGAUAAAUAAAUGUAAUAAGUAGUAAUAAAAAUGAAUAACUUUUUUAUUUUUUUUUUUAUACACAAUCAGUGUACACUUCAAACCCAAUUUUUCAAGUGCCCGACUCUUUAAAUGUUCAACCGAAAUAUUUUAAUACUUGAGACUAAUGACUUUAAUGUUUUUCAUUAUGAAAAUUAACAAUGUUAUGAUUCUAUAUGUGAUAUGCAUCUUGAUGUUUGUAGAGUUAGAUCGAUUGUUUUCAAUGAUAUCAGUACUCGUCUUAAUAAUAUUUAUUGUUGGUAUUCGAAAUAUUAUUAAAUGGUUUUUUUUGCAACAAUUAUAAGAGAAUGAAAAUAUAAUUUAAAUUAUUUGCAAGCAUUACUAAUAAAUAUUUUUACAGAAAUUUCGUUUUAAUGUAUUGAAAUAAUAAUGAUGAUUUUUUUUUUUUUUUAUAUAAGUCAGUAAAGUAUCUUAGAAGUCAAAUAUACAAGUACAAAAACUUCAAUUAAAAAUGUUUAGGAAUACUUAUGAGUACUCAUGACAUUGUGAACGUUUUUAGAUUUUUCAUUAUCAUAUAGUAGAUGUUUCGAUGUGCCAAAACUACUCAUGUUAUCUAUUCUAAAUGUUUAUUAAACUAAAAACAAAUAAGUUAAGAGAAAUUAUAUUGAACAAAAAAAAAAACACAAAUAUCAUGAAAAAGUUAAGGAGAGAAAAGAUAUAUCAUUUUU
Molecule: messenger RNA, 4531 nt
Organism: Chelonus insularis
Lineage: Eukaryota; Metazoa; Arthropoda; Insecta; Hymenoptera; Braconidae
Exons: 10
Coding region: 587-2821 (744 amino acids)
Source: RefSeq, a predicted model, not a curated record